Messenger RNA from Xenopus tropicalis (tropical clawed frog), 3575 nucleotides. It is a transcript of the gene c3h5orf24, whose product is annotated as chromosome 3 C5orf24 homolog. NCBI's taxonomy places the organism in Eukaryota, Metazoa, Chordata, Amphibia, Anura, Pipidae. The transcript has 4 exons. The record is from RefSeq and is a predicted model, not a curated record. Bases 1510 to 2013 code for a protein of 167 amino acids.
CAUAACUGUGAUAGCAGCUUAUAGCUACAAAUGCUUCCCUUUCAACAGAUACUAGGGUUCAAGCCCAGACUGGCCACCUGUAGAUUCUGUCAAAUGCCAGAGGGAUUGUCAGGGCUCUUUGGGCCUGUUUCUAUACAAACCUGCAGAGGAUGUAAUAUCUCCUAAAGCAGCUCUUUGGAGUGCAUGACAGGGAUGUUUAUAACCACUUAUACUAAUCAAGUUUGCAAUUAUGUUUUGCCAGCUUGUGACAGUCAUAUGUCAACAAUCAUGCUAGCUCCAGGUAAGGAGCUAUGAAAAAUAAAUUGUCAUUUGGCAGUUUACAGUAAUAUCCUGGUGUUUUAAGGGUUAAUUGUAAUAUACUUUUUGCUGUGCAGUAACAAUCAAACUUUGAUGACAAGGACUGUAUGGGUGUGGGAGUUGUAGUUCAGAAAUAACUACACUACUGUGCAGAUAAGACACCAUUCUAAGUGGACAAGUCAGACAGGCUAGUUUUAUUGCUCUUUUCUGAGCUGCCACCAUACAGUGUCCUAGAGCCCUUUCACAAAGGACCCAUACCUGCACUGUGCAACAUCUCCUCAAAGGAAGAUCACAUUAUAAUGACGAUUCCCUAAUUCCAUAUUAUUAGUUAUUGCAAAGAGCAGCGAGGGGAAGCUGUGGGUAUAUAAGUAUGUCUAUGGUUGGGCCUCUGCUUGGGAAAGGCUCAGGUGUGGGCUGUUGCUAGUAAGCUCAUUGUGACUUCAGGGGCUGCAUUGAUGUAUUUCAGUGAUCCUCUGAUCAGACGUCUGAACUAAUUCCCUUACCCUAAAGCCUAUACGUGAAGUUACCUGCCAUUAUUUGCUAAUAACAUGGAAUUAACGCCAGAUACUGAAGAGGGGCACCUUAUACCUUGUUUUGUGUGGGUGCGAAUUAUACCCCACAGACUUUUUUUAGUGGAGGUCUCGUCACCAAACGAUAUUAUUUUGACAAAUAUUUGAAGUAAUUGGACAUAGCAAAAGCAAUUCUGUACAGUGCUAACUUUACUGCAUGUAUUUACUGUAUCAUUCGUGUAAGCAAUGUAUAGAGGCAGCUGCAGCACCCAGCGCUCCCCAUCACCAACAUGGAGACAGCAGCCCCGCCCACUCUCAUUUCCGGAUUCUGAGCUCUUAUUCUCGCAAAAUGGCCGCCGCGCCGAAUCCCUGAGCUUUUCGAGGGUUUUGACAUCUCUUCCUCCCCCUUCUCUUACAUCCUCCCUUUUCCCUUCCUCCUCCUCCGGCCUGGAGAGCCGAAAGAUCCGGUCCACGAAACGGAUUGCCGUGUUACUGCCCGGGGAAGCUUGGCAGGACAGGGAGGAAAUCGGAAGCACUGGCAGCAGGAGAGCCAGGUCCAUAACCUUAGACACGUUACCAAAGAGGAGACAGCACUGAUGUAUUGUAUAAGACCAAAUCCAGAGAGCAGUUCACUGGUGGACCAAGCGGCAGAGAGGAGCAGAAUAACAGUUUUUUACUAAGUUUAACUUGAUCCGCCUUCAAGAUGUUCAGACAUCAGGAUUUGUCUGGAAUGCAUAAAAUGAUGCGUCCAGUCUCAAGCAGUAAUGUGGCUUUCUGUACGAGUGGCAAGUCCUCCUGCCUCAACCAAGACACCAUGAGAGGCGUCGAUCAGUUCGGCUUGUAUGCCACACAGCAGAGCAAGUACAGCCAUCCUGUUACCCACAAGAAUAUCUCCUGCCAAACCCAAGAAACUAUUAAUGAAACACACUUGCAAACCUCAACCAGCAGGGACCUAGACACAAAAAGUGAUUUAAAGAAAAAGAAGAACCUAGGCAGAUCUGGCAAGCGGGGUAGGCCAUCUGGGACCACCAAGUCAGCAGGAUACAGAACCAGCACUGGCAGACCUCUGGGGACCACCAAAGCUGCUGGGUUUAAGACAAGUCCGGGUAGACCAUUGGGCACAACGAAAGCAGCUGGAUACAAAGUCAGCCCAGGGCGACCUCCAGGAAAAAAGCAGCAAGCCCUCAUGUGUUCCAGUGAUGCGUAGGACAAAUGCUGUGGAUUUAUUGCGAAACUUUACAGUAGGAGGUGGUCAUUUAUAUAUUCUGGACCUUAAAACGCCACAUGCAACUAUGAGAAUGAUCUUACUACCUUUGCACGGGUCAUAAGUUUCCAUAAGUUUACUCAUCUGGAUGACUACUUAUGUGUUUUAUCUUCUGGCAGCUAAAUGGAUUCAGAAUAUUGAUUCUUCUAAUUACAGUUGUCUUUCCUAUUGGUAAAAGUACUAAACACAUUAAAGGGAAAAUGUCACCUAUUUCACUUUUGUGUUUUAAGACAGGCAGUUACACAUGUUCAGAACUUAUAAUCAUGUACUUCUCACAGCAAAACCGUCCUAAUGAGCUCAGAGUAAAGCCAGUAUCAGUACUAAAUGAAUAAUUACACAGAUGGACCCUUUAUAGAACAGCUAUGGAUCAUGCACCUUGCUUCCACUGCAGUGUAUAGGAUGGAUUUUACAAUCAAAUAUAUUCCCAAAAUAGGAUAUUUGAACACCAAAUGAUUUCUUCAAGUUGACAUUCCAACAUUGGCAUCUGUCAGCAUCUUCAUCUGAAAUGCAUAUGCUCCUCAUUGCAACAAUAAGAAUUGUGUCGAUGCUGUUUAGGAAGGAAGUAUUUAAAUAAUGAACAUCCUUGUGGAGUUACAUCACCUUUCUUGAAACUGUUCAUCGACUUAUUACAAGUAAAGGUAGUUUCCAUUCACCAAAGCACCAACUGCAACUAUUGCUCUCUCUCUCUCCUGGAAAUACUUGGUGGUGUCUCUUUUCCUGGUUUGGUUAGAAUGAACACAUUUAAUGGUUACACAAAAAUAAGAAAAAAACAGUGAUCGUAUAAUUAUCUGUGUCACGAAGAUGCAAAGCUUCACUUUGCUAACUGGUAAAUAAAGAAUGCAAAAUGGCUUUACGCAGUGUUUGUGCUGACCAGGGAAAUUAGGUUGGUCUGUGCAAUGAACUUAUCAGACUGGACCUCAUCAAAUUGUCACAUCGGGACGGGACUCCAUGACUACAGAAAGGCCUUUGUUGAUGCUAUAUUGUAUACCAUAGUAGCUCCUUGAUUUAACAAAGGCGCAAAUCGAUAUCCAAUUUCUUUUUAUAUAAUCGGUUAUUCAUUGCUAUACAUAGUAGCAUUUCUGUAGCCCUCUGGCAAUCCACAUAGAACUGAAGUGAAAAAUACUCAUUCCAUUUUUUUUUUUACUGUCAGAAAUCACUUCAAACUAUCAGCACAUUGCCCUUGAAUGGUAAACUUCAAAUUGUAUUGACUGGAUUUUGUGCCAUGAUUUUACAUGUAACUCAUAUAUUAUUAAAGAAAGUAUGUGUGUGUGUAUAUAUAGUGUAUACUGUUCCACACUUAGACAUAUUCACGGCUUCUUUCUUUUACUUUUGUUUUUACUUUGCUUGCAAUAUCUUUUGUGAAUCUGUUUCCUGUACUUUCAGAUUGCUGUCAUGGUUAUAAGAAAAUGGCUAUAUUAUUACCAAAAAUUCCUCGCCACUAAGACAUUCCCAUUUCUGGUCACAAUAUCUUUUUCUUCCAAAUUAAAAAUAUACAAAAAAGAUAA